Molecule: messenger RNA, 4296 nt
Organism: Cladocopium goreaui
Lineage: Eukaryota; Dinophyceae; Suessiales; Symbiodiniaceae
Source: the annotation of a GenBank genome assembly
AUGUCGGGGCUGCUGAUCGUGAUUGUGAACAAGUGCAUUGUUCGUGACAGCGGUCUCCAUGCCCCUGCCCUGGUCUCGUCGAUGGGUGCCCUGUUCACCGCGAUGUUUACCCGCUUCCUGGUCUUCAUCGGCAAGGUCGAGAGGACGGAGGUGGACUUGCCGCCGUUGGAAUUUGCUCUUCGGCGGGCCUUUCCAGUGGGUGUGUUGACCGCUGCAAGCUUGUGCUUCGGCAACAUGUCCUACAUCUACUUGGAUGCUGGCUUUAUUCAGAUGUUGAAAGCUGGGACACCGGCUCUGCUUCUCUUUAUGCUUUCGGUGUGUAAGAUUGAGAAAAUCAGCCCUUUGGGGGCAAGCCUGGCGCUGACCAUGGUCUGUGGAAGUGCUCUCGCCACCCUUCAGCAGCCGAACAUCAACUCUGUGGGUUUGGUGAUUCAGGCGGCUUCGCAGGCAGCUGAGGUCAUGCAGUGCACUGCAGUGCAAUUCUUCUUGCAGAAGUUGGGUUUUAACGCCUUUGAUGCAGGGUAUUACCUGGCUCCGGCUGUGGCAAUGUGUUGCUUGCUGACGUCCAUGGCAAUCGAGUGGCCAGGGAUCAUUCAGCGCCAGCAGGUUUGGUUGCUUUGCACCCAGUUGCAUUUGUUGUUGGCUUCUGGUACCAUCGGAAUCGUGGUCAACCUGUCAUCGCUUUUGGUGAUCAAAUACACCUCCAGCCUUUUGGCCAAGUUGCUGGUCAUCGUCCGCAGCAGCGCGCUGGUUCUGUUCUUCAUCAUCCGGGGUGAGGAUUUCACCUGGCUACAGAUGGUGGGCUACCUGGUGACCAUCACUGCCUUCAGUGGAUACUCAGCCCUGAAGGCAACGGAGGUUGAGAAGGAACAGGAUGCUGAGAUUCGCAAGAUGGUGUCCAUGGAGGAAGGAAAAGAUGGGGAGCAGGCAGAGGAAGCAGCUCCAUCGUCUUUCCUUCAGAAGCUUUCAACUGUAGACUUGACGUCCUGCUUCUUCUGGUUCGCCCUGCUGAUUGUCGUUGGCUGUGGCUACCAGGCAGGUGUCUUGAGCGUCAUUGAACGGUCUGGAGGCCUUUUCGGUCAUCCCUAUGACCUGGCUACUCUGCAGGUUCCACCUGCUCCGUUCAUCAGCAAAGAGCAUGACCAGGGCUUGGGAGCCCCCGUGUCAUCCUCCGUAAAGGCGCUGUGGGUGGAUGAGGAGCACUUCCUGCUCCAUGCCAGUGAUAGCGCCCAGCUAGUGAGGCGCGAAGAUUCCAGCUACUUGUCCUCAGCCUGGUUAGUCACCUCCAACCGGUUUGGCACCGUUCAACUGCGUGCCUUAUACGAAAAGGAUCAAAGCCGAUGGUUGGACUGCAACUUUCAGCUGACCUUCAAUAGCUACGAGGCGUGUGACUUCUGGAUGACGCCCCAGCGCUAUGAUGCUUGGGGAGCAACAGAGGAGAGGCAUCCGCAGUUCAUCCUGCGACACGCUGGCAGUUACGAGGGGAACAACUCGGUGGUGCAAAACCAGACACGCCUGAUGUGGGGCACGGAUGCAACUCCCUUCCGCGUCUCUGACUGGGUCCCCGAGACCUGUGGUUUUCGUCCACAACCACCGGCACCGGUGCGUUACGAGGAGGCAGCCAAUCAGGUCACGGUGACGAUGAGCACGCACCUGGCCAAGUAUGCGGACAGCAUCAAGUUCCGACAGGUGCUGACCAAUGUCUUCAAACAUCUCAAGGAGGGUGAAUUCUACAUCAAGGAGUUCUUGAUCAUCGAUGAUUGGUACGAUGGCAGGUCUGAGGAUUUGAACGGCAAGCAACAGGGGCCCACGGUGGACGAAAGUCGCCGGGAGAACUUGGCCUUCUUCCCUGGCUGUGUGGGGUUGAACGCAUCCGUCGCUGAAGAGAGGAUGCCACACAAUCGUUGCACAUUUAUCUACCAGUCGAAAGAAGAGAGGGGGCAGGCGCGAGCUGUGAACAUUCUGUUGGAUCUGAUGACCACCGACUUCUGGCUGCACAUUGACAUGGACACGGUCUUCCAGCAGGACUUCUACGUGUCUCGCGCCUUGCAACCCAUCUUCGAGCAGCAGGAGAAGUGUGAAGAGCUGGCCGCGCCGGACACCACAACGACGACCACCACCACCACCACCACCACCACCACGUCAACACAGGUGCUGCUGGAAAUCCCCAAGACUUCGAGGCGUUGGCCCAUGUUUUUCCCGGAGGAUAAGGCAGCCAAGGGCCACAAGAGCCACUUCUACUACAAAGGAGAAGAUUUUUACGUCAGUCAUCGGCGUUUGAGCACUGCAGAGUGCCAGGUGGUUGCCGGUGUUCGUCUGGAACGCUCUCAGCAUGGACCCACCUGGGGUCGUUCGGCACCUCGGGGGGCUGGAAGCUCUCGGGGAAUCGACCCCCCACCCCGUGGAGCCACCACGACUGCCAUGGCUACCAUGGAUUCGGCCAUGGACUUUCCACGCGCUCGCCAGAAGUUGCAGCGGGGUGUCGAGGAGGGACUCCACUACGGAGCUCAGCUGGCAGUCUGUUAUGACGGCCAGAUGGUGCAUUUCUCCGUCGGAGAGGUGGCAGAUGGCAAGGCCAUGACUUCGGACCACGUCUUGUGCUGGAGUUCCUCCGUGAAGCCUUUGAUGUCUAUUGCCUUGGGUCAGCUGCAGGAGAAAGGUCUUGUGGACUUUGACGACCCCGUGAGCAAAUUCCUGCCGAGCUUUGCUGCUGCAGGGAAAGCUUCCGUGACUCUGAGACAUUGCCUCACACAUACUGCUGGCCUAUGGGCCUCGAUGUUCGAUGGGUCAAAGUUGCGGGAGGAUGCCAGCUGUGAAGAGGUGUUGCGGCAUGUGUGCCAGCAACCGUUGGUGGAUGGCUGGCAGCCGGGCAAGCGCUGCGGCUACGACAGUCCAGCAUGGUAUGUUCUGGCUGGUGUGGUGACUGCCGCUGACCCUAGGGGUCGCAGCUAUCCCGACUACGUGGAGGAGGAGAUCUUCGCUCCCCUGGGGUUGGAGAAUUGUUCCAUAGGCUUCAGUCCAGCGCGGCGCGCCAAAUUGGAGGAAGCAGGUCUUAUUGCGCCUUUGUACCUCCGCACCAAAAAACCAUGGAACAUCCUUCCAGAGGAGUCCAAGCCACAGAGGGUCAACUAUCCCUGUCCUGCCGGCAAUGGCCGUGGACCUGCCAAGGAGCUCUGCGCCAUUUACGCCUCGCUUCUGCCGGUCGCGGCGUCCGCGGACAACGCCACAGCGCGGCUGCUGCGGCCGGAGACGGUGGAGCAGCUGACGGCCGUGGCGCGGCGAGGUCUGUUUGACGAGCUGCAGGGGGUUGACACAGACUGGUCCUUGGGCUUUGCAGUGAACUGCAUUCUCUCAGGGCGCCAUGCCUCAGACAAGGCAUAUGGCCAUGGGGGCUCGCAAAGUUCCUGGGCCUUCGCGGAUCCGCAGCACCAGCUCAGCGUGGCGUGCCUCUGCAACGGAAAACCGGGUCCCGAGCAGCACUACCGACGUGUAGGAUUUCUGGCUCGCACAAAACUCCUUUCAACCACGGCAGCCGUUGAUCCACACAUUCCACACCCGCCCCACAGUCCCGUCGCGUCCCGUCCCGGCGCGCUGUCACGUCGCGCCAUGCUGAAGCGGACCUGGGACGCGGCGAUGCAGAGCAUCGAGGGGUUGUCGCCCAGGAAGAUCCAGCCCUAUCCGAGUCCUGGAGGAUACUUGAGAUUGAUCUCAGACGACUCCACGGAGGAAUCGACGUCGCCCAGAGAUUCCACGGAGCUGGAGCGAGCGGCAGCGCAGCGGCUGGCGAGCAGAGCUGCUCAGGUCUUCAUCUUCACCUCAAUGUGGUGGUGCUCUGCCAUCUUGGUGAUCCUACAGAUCAAGGAGGUUGUGUCGUUUCUCUUCCCCUUCCCUUUUGCCUUAACGGCCAUGGUUCAGCCCACCACAGCGGUCUGUGCAUUUCUCCUGGCGAAGAUGGUCCAUGCGAAACGGGCCGCGCCGCCACCCUUGCAGUCCCACGAGAUGAUGUACGUGGUCUUCAUUGGAACGGUGCAGGGCUUCGAGAUUGGCUUGACCAACAAAGCCCUCGAGUAUCUAUCUGUGGCUGGGCGUACCAUGAUCAGUUCCAUGGGCGUGCUGUUCAUGAUGUGCACAGCCAGGCUUUGGGGCUUGGAACGUCUGGGUCUGUUGCGACUCUGCAGUUCGGCGCUGAUGAUUUUGGGAGGUCUUGCGCAAUGUGAAGAUCCUCAUCUCCCAGGGGACAAUUGGUUUGGCAUCUUGAUACAACUCACCUCGAUGCUGUUGAGCGCGCAACGUUGA